GUGUCACUCCUCUCCACAUUGCUGUGGUGAAUCAGAACAUCAGUUUGGUCCAUCACCUCAUUAGUCAUGGUGGUGAUGUGGCUACACCUCGAGCCACCGGGCUGUACUUUCAGAAGAGGAGAGGAGGACUCAUUUACUUUGGUGAGCACAUCCUGUCUUUUGCUGCAUGUGGUGGGAACAAGAACAUUAUCUCUAUGGUAAUUGAUGCAGGGGCCAGCACCAGGGUCCAGGACUACCUAGGCAACACAGUGCUUCACAUUUUGGUUCUGCAGCCCAACAAGGUAGCUGCGUGCCAGUCCAUCGACCUGAUAAUGACACGAGAUGCAGAGCUGCAGGAGCCAGUGCCACUUGACAUGGUGCCCAACCUCCAAGGCCUUACACCAAUGAAA
Monopterus albus (swamp eel) is the source of this 389-nucleotide messenger RNA. Its product is annotated as transient receptor potential cation channel subfamily V member 5-like. The transcript has 3 exons. Lineage: Eukaryota; Metazoa; Chordata; Actinopteri; Synbranchiformes; Synbranchidae. Gene Ontology annotation, cellular component: plasma membrane. Gene Ontology annotation, biological process: calcium ion import across plasma membrane. Gene Ontology annotation, molecular function: protein binding; calcium channel activity. The record is from RefSeq and is a predicted model, not a curated record. The annotation marks the transcript as partial.